AUGUCUCGUCGCACUGUUGUUGUCAUCGGCGCCACGGGCUCACAGGGAGGUCCUGUCGCUAGGGAGCUCUUGAAAAGCCCGCAUCUGUACCAUGUCAGGGCUUUGACGCGCGAUCCGAGCAAGCCAGCAGCACAAGAGCUGGCAGAACUUGGGGCAGAAGUUCAGGCGUUUGAUCUAAAUGCCGGCAUCGACGCCCUGCUUCGGGCGUUUACGGGCGCUGAUGCCAUAUUUGCUAUGACAGACUUUUGGGCAACACGCUCAGCCAAGGCAGAAGCUACCCAGGGCCGAACCAUUGUAGACGCCGCAGCUCUUACCUCAACCAUUGAGCAUUUCAUCUGGAGCUCACUACCAGAUCCAGAAAAGGUUUCCGGGGGCAUGUUGAAAAAUAUUCACCACUGGAAGAGCAAGAGUCUAGUUGCAGACUACAUACAGCAGCAGUAUCCAGAGUUGUGGGGCAAGACUACCGUUGUGCUCUUUCCCAACUAUUUUGAGAACUGUCUGUCUCAUCCCGAGCGCUACCUCUCCCAGCCCGAUGCGCAAGGCGUGCACCAUAUGUACUUGCCACACAGCCCGUCCACUGUCAUGCCGAACGGAUCGAUUCGCGAUACAGGCAAGCUUGUUCGACUAUUCCUGGAAGAUGGGGCCGCCUACUUCACAAAGACCGUGGCUUUCUAUAGUGAAGCCAUUUCGGAGGCAGAGAAGCAAGCCAUGAUUGGCAAAAAGUAUGGGUUGCAGACAGUGUACCAUGUGAUAAGUCCCGAUGAGCAUCAAAAGAAGCUGGAGAGUCAAGGUCUAUCUCCUGAGAUUGCUCGGGAUUAUACUGAGCAGCUCUUGAUGUUUGAGAAGUUUGGAAAUGUGUGUGAUGCAUCAGGAUUUAUCCAGGCAAAUGAGAUUCCAGGUCUUCGCCUUCAGUCGUGGGCGGAGUUCCUAGAAGAGAACACAUUCUUGCAAACAUGA
Molecule: messenger RNA, 957 nt
Organism: Aspergillus costaricaensis CBS 115574
Lineage: Eukaryota; Fungi; Ascomycota; Eurotiomycetes; Eurotiales; Aspergillaceae
Product: NmrA/HSCARG family protein
Exons: 5
Coding region: 1-957 (318 amino acids)
Source: RefSeq, a predicted model, not a curated record